Molecule: messenger RNA, 4690 nt
Organism: Diuraphis noxia (Russian wheat aphid)
Lineage: Eukaryota; Metazoa; Arthropoda; Insecta; Hemiptera; Aphididae
Product: Multidrug-Resistance like Protein 1
Biological process (GO): transmembrane transport
Cellular component (GO): membrane
Molecular function (GO): ATP hydrolysis activity; ATP binding; ABC-type transporter activity
Source: RefSeq, a predicted model, not a curated record
AUGAAAUCGUCUGUUAUGGACAGAUUUUGUGGAUCGACUUUUUGGGCUGGUGUAUCUAUACUAAGUAUCUUAUCAAUAUGCGAUAUUGCGUAUGCAAUAAUUCGAUAUUCAUCAGGGAUGGAUGUAUUUAGUGUAGAUAUUUUUACACCACUUGUAAAACUAAUAACAUUUAUAUUUGUCAUAGCUUUAAUUAGUGCAAAUCGAGCUAGAGGAUUAAAGUCAUCUGGAUUAAUAUUUUUGUUUUGGUUAAUCAUGGCAUUUUGUGGGAUGUUUCAAUAUCGAACCGAACUCCGAUUAUCAUUUAAUGAUAUUUCAUUUCAUAGUUACCCAUUUAUAAGUUACAUGGUAUACUAUCCAUUAAUCCUAAUGGAGUUUGUUUUAUGUUUCUUUGCUGAUGCUUCCCCCAGGCUAUCUAACUAUGGCUUCGUCCAAGUACCAUGCCCUGAAAUGAAAGCAUCAUUCCCAUCAAAGCUAUUUUAUUUAUGGUAUGAAUCAUUUGCUUGGUCUGGUUAUAAACGCCCCAUAAAAACCUACGAUUUAUGGAGUAUGAACCAUAAUGAUUGCUCAAAAGUAGUAGUUUCAGUUUUUAAUAAACACUGGGAAAAUUCAUUAAUUAAAGCAAAAUUAAAAAAUAGUAAAAAUGUAGCUACUAUUAAAAAUAAACUUGAUGCGAGUAUAAUGAAAUCUUUACCUGCAAAUUAUUCACAUCAAAACCAAUACAAUGUAUCAAUACUUUCUGUUUUGUGUAAAUCAUUUGGGAGUACAUUUUUGUUCGGAUCAUUUUUAAAGUUAAUUGUAGAUUGUUUAAUUUUUGUCAGCCCUCAAGUAUUAAGGCAUUUGAUAAGUUUCGUUAGACAUUCGAACGAGCCUUUAUGGAGAGGAUAUUUUUAUAUUUUUCUCAUGACGCUAACAGCAAUUUUGCAAACAUUAAUAUUAUCUCAGUACUUUCAUCGUAUGUAUCUCGUUGGUAUGCGUGUUCGUACUGCACUUACUUCUGCCAUUUAUCGAAAGGCUUUAAGAAUUUCAAACACGGCCAGAAAAUCAUUCACGACUGGUGAAAUAGUUAAUUUAAUGGCAGUAGACGCGCAUAGAUUUAUUGAUGUUAUAACUUAUUUGAAUUUGAUUUGGUCUGCACCAUUCCAAAUUGCUUUCGCAGUGUACUUUUUGUGGCAGCUAUUAGGACCCAGUGUACUUGCCGGGCUAUUUUUUAUGAUAGUAUUAAUACCAAUUAACAGUGCUGUGGCUACUAAAUCCAAAAAUCUUCAAGUCAUACAAAUGAAAAACAAAGACGAUAGAGCUAAAUUGAUGAAUGAGAUUUUGUCCGGAAUAAAAGUUCUUAAACUAUAUGCUUGGGAACCAAGUUUUGAACAAAAAGUGUUGGAUAUACGAGGAAAAGAAAUCAAAGUUCUUCGUAGUGCAGCUUAUUUGAAUGCAGUUUCUACAUUUAUUUGGUCUUGUGCACCAUUUCUGGUAUCAUUAGCAACUUUUGCAACGUAUAUAUUCUCUGACGAUAAACAUGUGUUGGAUGCAGAGACAAUUUUUGUUUCUUUAUCUUUAUUCAACAUUUUACGUUUUCCAUUAACCAUGUUACCAACGUUGGUGUCAAAUUUAGUUCAAUCAAAUGUAUCUGUAAAGCGAAUAAAUAAAUUUAUGAACUCAGAAGAGUUGGAUCCAAACUCAGUUACUCAUGAUUCUGGUGAAAGGGAUCCUCUUGUAAUUGAAAAUGGAACAUUCACUUGGGGUGAACCAACUGAUGCACCAACAUUAUUAGACAUAAAUUUACGAGUUUCAUCUGGACAAUUGGUUGCUGUUAUGGGUACAGUUGGUUCUGGAAAGAGUUCUUUAGUGUCAGCUUUUCUCGGUGAAAUGGAUAAGGUUUCUGGCAGAGUUAACACUAAAGGAUCUAUAGCAUAUGUACCACAGCAAGCAUGGGUACUGAACACAUCACUUAAGGAUAAUAUAUUGUUUGGUCAAACAUUUAAUGAUGGCGCUUAUAAAAAGGUCAUUGAUGCAUGUGCAUUGAAAGCUGACUUCCAAAUGCUUCCAGCAGGUGACGACACAGAAAUUGGUGAAAAGGGAAUUAAUUUAAGUGGAGGUCAAAAACAAAGAGUAAGUUUGGCAAGAGCAGUUUAUAAAGAGAGUGACAUUUAUUUUUUGGACGAUCCAUUAAGUGCUGUCGAUUCACAUGUCGGUAAACAUAUUUUUGAGCAUGUUAUUGGACCUAAGGGGUUGUUACAAAAUAAAACACGAGUUUUGGUCACUCAUGCUAUUACAUAUCUCAGAGAAGUUGAUUUAAUUGUGGUAAUGAAAGAUGGCCAAGUAUCUGAGUCUGGCACAUAUAAAGGAUUGCUAGACAAAAAAGGAGAUUUCGCCGAUUUCUUAAUAUCGCACAUACAAGAACAAAAUGAUUAUGAAGUUGAUGAAAUAGAAAUGAAUAUUUUAUUAGAAGACGCAUCUCCAGGUAUAAAAGAAAAAUAUUCUCGUCAGAGAAGUGAAUCCAAUUCGAUUUAUUCAAUGCAAAGGCAAAUAUCUACUGAUUCAAAGAAUCCAAUUCCUCGACCUGCUGUGGAACAGAAAUCUAAACUCAUUGAAUUAGAGAAAGCAGAAACCGGCAAUGUCAAAUGGGAUAUUUACAUUCAGUAUAUUAAGUCAAUUGGACCUAUUUUUUGUAUAAUUUCAGUAUUUCUAGCUAUUGUAUCUCAAGGAUUUUCUAUUUUAUCGAACAUCUGGCUAUCUGUAUGGUCUAAUGACGAUAGUUCACUUAUUACUGGUAAAACAGAAAAUUAUAGUAAAAGGCUAAUUCACAUAACAGUUUACGGACUACUUGGCGUUGGCCAAGUUUUUUCAUCGUUAGCCUCAUCAAUAGCGUUAUCGUUUGGUACAUUACUUGCUGCUGAGAAGUUAUACAAAUUGAUCAAUGCACGGAUUUUUAAAAAUCCACUAAGCCUGUUUGAUACAACUCCUAUCGGACGAAUAUUAAACAGAGUAUCUAAAGACAUUGAUACCAUUGAUAAUGUAUUGCCAUUAAUGAUAUCAUCAUUUCUAACUGUCACAGUUUCGGUUAUURGUACUUUGAUCGUUAUCAGUUAUAGUACACCCAUAUUUGCAGCGGUGAUUAUUCCUAUUGCUAUAAUUUAUUGCAUCAUACAGAGAUUUUACGUUGCCACAUCGCGUCAGCUAAAAAGACUCGAGUCUGUUUCUCGUUCUCCAAUUUAUUCGCAUUUUAGUGAAACAAUUGCAGGAGCUACAUCGAUUCGUGCUUAUGGUUUAAAAUCUAAAUUUACACUUCAAUCUGAUCAAAAAGUAGAUUUCAAUCAGAUGUGCUAUUAUCCUAAUAUCGUGGCCAAUAGAUGGUUAGCUGUAAGGUUAGAAACAAUUGGUAGUUUUAUUAUUUUAUUUUCGUCGAUGUUCUCAGUAUUGGGAAGAGAUACAUUGAGUCCAGGGAUUGUUGGUUUGUCUAUCAGUUACGCUCUACAGAUCACACAAAUACUCAAUUGGUUGGUUAGAAUGACUUCUGAAGUUGAAACUAAUAUUGUAGCUGUGGAACGUAUUAAAGAAUAUGGAGAAACACCUCAAGAAGCAUCAUGGGACGUACCAUCUAAUUUGCCACCCAAAGAAUGGCCAACAAGAGGAGAAGUUCAAUUUAAAAAUCUUAAAGUUCGUUAUCGUGAAGGAUUAGACUUGGCAUUGAAAGGCUUAGAUAUUUUAGUAGAAGGAGGUCAGAAGGUGGGAAUUGUUGGACGUACCGGAGCGGGUAAGUCAUCUUUGACUCUAAGUUUAUUUCGUAUCGUCGAAGCUGCCGAAGGAUCAAUUCUCAUUGACGGCGUUGACAUAUCUAAAAUUGGAUUGCAUACAUUGCGUAAUCGUCUCACAAUCAUUCCUCAGGACCCAGUAUUGUUUUCUGGUACAUUGAGAAUAAAUUUAGAUCCAACUAAUAGCAAUACAGACGCACAGCUGUGGAACGCCUUGGAACUUGCCCAUUUAAAAGCAUACGUUAUAGGGCUGUCUGGUGGUUUGGAUUAUGAAGUGUCUGAAGGAGGAGAAAAUCUUAGUGUCGGCCAAAGACAAUUGGUAUGUUUAGCUAGAGCGUUGUUAAAGAAGACAAAAAUAUUAGUAUUAGAUGAAGCGACGGCGGCAAUCGAUUUGGAAACAGACGAUCUCAUACAAAAAACCAUACGAACGGAAUUCAAGGACUGCACAAUACUAACGAUCGCUCAUCGUUUGAACACUAUUAUGGAUUCUGACAAGAUAAUUGUCUUGGAUAAUGGUUUCAURGUUGAAUAUGAUACACCUGCCAAUUUACUGCAAAACAAAUCGUCAGUUUUUCAUUUGAUGGCAAAGGACGCGGGUCUAACGCAAUAACGAUUUUCAGAAAAUGAUGGGUGUUGCACUUAGGUUUUUAUUUCCUGAACGUGAUUUUCUAAAAAAAAUGCCUUAAUAUCUUAACAGAUAACAAUUUUUUCUAAUGUUUUGUUGAUGUCUAAAAAUGCACCUGUAACUUAUAAGUUAUGGAUUCAUUUGUUGAUCUAAAUAUUUUAUUGUACUCGUGAUACAAAAUUGUAGCAUGUCAAUAUAAUUAUAUUUUACGAAAGGUCCAAUACCAUAAGUUAUCCAUACAUACWUAUUAAUUAUCUUAGUUCAUUGAACCAACAUAAUAUUCUGUUCAGUGUGGUGCAUUUCUAUUAACAAC